Mus pahari (shrew mouse) is the source of this 2028-nucleotide messenger RNA. It is a transcript of the gene Znf365, whose product is annotated as zinc finger protein 365. Gene Ontology annotation, biological process: regulation of neuron projection development; telomere maintenance; regulation of DNA strand resection involved in replication fork processing. Lineage: Eukaryota; Metazoa; Chordata; Mammalia; Rodentia; Muridae. The record is from RefSeq and is a predicted model, not a curated record. The coding region runs from base 309 to 1535 and encodes 408 amino acids. The transcript has 5 exons. Gene Ontology annotation, cellular component: centriolar satellite.
AUCCCUCCCCGUGAUGUCAGCGGAAUCCUGAGCUGGAUUGAAGGGAAGGCCCACGAUCUCCCGCUAGAGGGGCCCCGAUGGGGUGAACCCAGGGGUGGCUGCCCGGGGCCGGAGCACCAGCCUCACGUCCCCGGGCGCCGCCCCCGUGUCCCGCCCGCACCACGCUCCGCCCCGGUCGCCUCUCGUCCCGCGUGGGAGCCGACCCGGCUCAGCCUGAUUUACGGCUCUGCUGAAAACCGCUCGCGCGGCUCCCGCAGCAUCAGAACCGGCGGCUGCAGCGGCAGCAACAAGUCGGGACUUUCAGAGUGAUGCAACAGACGACUUUUGAGGAAAGCCGGUACCAUUGGCAGGACUCGCUGGAGAAUGUCGCUGUGUGCCUGCCAUUCCGCUGCCCAAGGUGUGGAGACCAUACCAGAUUUAGAAGCUUGUCAUCCUUGAGGGCCCAUCUGGAAUUCAGUCACAGCUACGAAGAGCGAACCCUCCUGACAAAAUGCAGUCUCCUGCCGUCUCUCAAGGACACAGAGCUACUCAGGUCCUCGGAACUCCCGAAGCAGGGCAAAAUACUCCGGGGCCACGCAAAGGUGACCAAGCAGAAGCCGAGCUAUGUUAACUUGUACAGCAUCUCCCACGGGCACUCCAAGGACACGAAACCCUUUGAGAUGGUGGCAGAGAGGCCCGUGUCCUAUGUGCAGACCUACACGGCUGUGGACAUCCGGGCUGACUCUCUGGAUGCGCCCUGCUCCAGCCCUGGACUCCCCACCCAAGACACCAAAGCUGCUUUCGAGGCUCACGUCCGAGAAAAGUUCAAUCGCAUGGUAGAGGCCGUGGACAGGACCAUCGAGAAGAGAAUCGACAAACUCACCAAAGAGUUGGCCCAGAAAACCGCCGAACUGUUGGAAGUCAGGGCAGCCUUUGCGCAGCUGACUCAGAAGAAGCAGGAGGUUCAGAGGCGAGAGCGGGCCCUGAACAAACAGGUGGAUGUGGCCGUGGAAAUGAUCGCGGUGCUGAAGCAGCGCCUGACGGAAUCUGAGGAGGAGCUCCUGAGGAAAGAGGAAGAAGUCGUCACAUUCAACCAUUUCCUGGAGGCAGCAGCCGAGAAGGAGGUUCAAGGAAAAGCGAGGCUCCAGGACUUUAUUGAGAAUCUGCUGCAACGGGUAGAAUUGGCGGAGAAGCAGUUGGAGUAUUAUCAAAGCCAGCAGGCCUCCGGUUUCAGCCGUGACACGAGUGAGCAUAUGCUCACAGACAUCCCAUUGAACAGGAAGCCCAGAUGCCUAAGCCGAGGGCACCAGCAUUCUGUUUGCAACCAUCCUGAGCUGAGGGCCCAUUUCCAUUUGAAGGGGAGAAGCUACCUGAAGAAAGCCAAGGAUGAGCGAGCCGGGAUGCAGCCCGCCAAGGCCAUUCAUGAACCAGCUGAGUCUCAGAGGGAAUUCUUCAGACCAGCCAAGAAAGGGGAGCACCUGGGGCUGAGCCGGAAAGGGAAUUUCAGGCCCAAAAUGGCUAAAAAGAAGCCCACAGCGAUCGUGAAUAUUAUCUAGAGCUUGGGUGGCUCAGAAGCAUCACCGCGGGGCUUACCAAAUGAUGUUCCAGGGGCCAACAGUGUUGUCCUUUUGGACAUGUGGCCGUAGGAACGCAGGGAACACAACACACAGGGUCACUCUGAUUAACCAGAAUGUGACACAGCCGGUCUCAGUAAGCCAAGAUUUUAUUUUGACCUCCUUUAGGUGCGAGCAAGGGAAAUUAUAAAAACAUAAAAAAAUAAUGAAGUAAAACUUUUAUCAUUCUGGUAAACACGAACCGGUAACUUCUUAAAUAACUGGCCCAGUCUCUCACAGACCUGGCACCGGGGUUCCUCUACCCAGGGCCCAUUAGUACGUGGGCCUCACAAGAUGCCAGACUCUGGUAUCCACUGCUCUCUGAAUUAUGAGGCAAGGAAUGUGACUGUGAAGUUCUUCUACUUUAAAGAAAAAUAUUAUUUUUUGAUGUUCUGAGACAGGGCCUUGUUAUGCUAUGUAGCCCUGGCUGGCUUGG